Molecule: messenger RNA, 3065 nt
Organism: Linum trigynum
Lineage: Eukaryota; Viridiplantae; Streptophyta; Magnoliopsida; Malpighiales; Linaceae
Source: the annotation of a GenBank genome assembly
CUCUCUCAAGUACUUUUUCUUAUGAAUUUGUCUCUAGUUGUGUGAGUGAUCAAUGGGUCAUUUGGGAGAGGGAAUUGAAAAAUGUAGGAUUUGGGUUCAAAUUCCUAGAGAGAUGGGAUUUGGACUCAAAACAUGGGAAUUGAAAAAGACAGGGCCGGUAUGUGUUUUCCAAUUCCCACAAAAUUUGGGAAUUUGAAACCAUAUCUCCAUUCCCAGGCAAGCCAGAAAUGAGUUUUUGUGUCUUUAGUUGUUGUUUGGGUAGCUGAAUGUGGCCAUAGGAAGUAACCUCAUUUCCUUAGAAUGAUGAAUUAUCGCACAUUCCAUUGUUUGGAUGUCCAUUUCAAGUCAAUCGUUAAAUUAGAAACAAGGGGAAUUGUGUUUGUGCAUUUUAAGUGAAAUUCAUCAGCUACAUUCCGCGCAUCUCAUUUUCCGUGGUACGUUGACAUUUUGAAAUUCGACAAUGUGCCACCGAAACAACACUCCGGAGAUCUUGGUUCCAAACAACUAGAUGCUCAUCUGAAGUUCAACAUGCUUAUUUAUUCUAGUCGUUAUUUGAUAUGCUUAUUUAUUGUGUUGGUGGAUCUUGUUCUGCUCUUUUUACUUUCCUGCUUUUGUGAACCUCUAAACGCAGGCAAGGGAUUCAGUCACUCGGUUAUCAACAUCUGUAGGGGGAAAGCAGCAAACCACAGUAUUAUGGUGGUAAGUUUUGCCGGCACAUUUUCUGGGUUGCAAGAAGCUGAGAAGCUUCACAGACUCUACGCUGAGAAUGGACACGGGAGAUCCGGGUUACAAGGAGUCAGCAGGGAUAGCGGCAGCAGGGAAGGCGACAGCAGGGAUGGCGGCAUCAGGGAAGGCGACAGCAGGGAAGGCAACAGCACGGAUGGCGACAUCAGGGAAGGCGAGGACGCUGUAUUAGGCACUCUAGCGGACGCGGUGGAAGCAGUUCUAUAUGGGUAUUUGGGGAUAGCAUGCGACUUGGAUAAGCUAGACUUUGAUAUGAAGAAGAGAUGUGUGGUGAAGAGCAAAAAGGAGAUCGACGCAAUUGCAGAUGCCCCCGUCGGGGGUUAAGCAAAGGUUAAACUAGACUUCUCUUAUCAUUUUGGUCUGUGCAAUGCCCCUCGUAUGGUAACUCGGUAAGUACGCAGGAUACGCAUCUGACAGUCAGUCAAGUCGAUAACUUUGGUUUGACUGGCAAAGUAGAAUGGGUGGAAGAGUUUAUAUGAUUGUCUCUGCCACCACCUAUGCAUUUUGGCAUUUACCGGAGAGAUAGAGGAGAAAUAGAUUUGAAGAACACUGAUGUUACUCGCGAUCUUUGCUUGUUAGGUGUUUGUUUAGUUUUAGAAGGCGGUAUCGAGAACUUUUGGGGAGAAUCGAAAAGGGAUCAAUCAAUGUGCUUUCUUGGAUGGGUUACCUCAGACUUGUGACGGGUGAUGGGAGAUUGGGAAGAAGGGUGUGGCGCCGGCUUUCUCAAUGUUCAGUUUGCUUGAUUGAAGUCUCUAACAGAAUGGAGCUCUGCAGAAAGUCUGCAUUUUGUGUAUGGGGAAUGAGAAGACCACAAUUUUGUUGUAGUACCCAGAACUUGUGAGGGAAUCUUUACGGACCUCAUUUUGUAGAUACCUUUUGCCCUUUUCUUUUGCUCUUCUUCAGCCCUACGACAUCGGGAAUCACCCCUUUGCUCUUGUUAAUACUUAAUACGUCCGUCAAUAUUAGGUUGAAAGAAUUAGAGCUGGAAACUAAUCCUACUUUUCAUUCUGUGCAAUUUCAUACGUAGUAUAUUCUUGUAAGUAUCCGAGACUCUCAUUGCGAACGAAAUUGAGUUCGCAUGCCGUCGAUCAGAAACUAUAAUCGUAUGGCGAAUCUCCCUCUUUCCGAAUCCACCAAAACCAGACCAGCUCUGUGUUUAAGUAUAUGGAGUCUAACUGAAGCAACAGCUCAAGGAAAGUUGCAGGAGGCAACAGGCUCCUGACAGUUCAACACCUAUCUUAAGAACUAAUAAAUUAAGCAUUUUUCUAUUUGAACAAGACGCAGUUUUUCCGCCCAAAUCGACCAUUGCUAGACUUCAUCGUUGGUGAAGAGUACCCUAAUGCUAAAUCUGUGAUUCAAUGCCUUCAAAAUUAAAAGAAAAUGAUAUUUCCAAAAAAUCGCCCGAAAUCGGUGAUGGUACCCCUUUGGAAUUUGGCAAAAAUUGCCCGGGAAAUUUUCUGCCCGAAUCGGUGUUUAAUAGACUUAUUCAUCCCUAAAGAAUAGCCUCAACCUGAAUCCGUGAUCUGCACCCUUCAAAAUCGAAGGAGAAUGGCCUUUCGAAUAAAAAUUACGAAAAUGCCCUUAAAAAAAAUCGACCAAAUUUCCGUCCAAAUCGGUCAUUACUAGACUUCAUCGUAGGUGAAGAGUACCCUAAGGCCGAAUCUGUGAUCUAUAGCUUUCAAAAUCCAAGGAAAAUGGCAUGUCCAAAAAAUCGCACGAAAUCGAUGAUGGUACCCUUUGGAAUCUGGCAAAAAUUGCUCCGAAACUUUUCUCCCAGAUUCGGUAUUUAAUAGACUUGUUCAUCCCUAAAAAAUAGACUCAGGCUGAAUCCGUGAUCUGCACCCUUCAAAAUCGAAGGAAAAUAGUCUUUCGAAAAAAUCGACUAAAAAUUACGAAAAUGCUCUCCGGAAAAAUUUGACCGAAUUUCUGCCCAAACCGGGCAUUGCUAGACUUUAUUGUUGGUGGAGAGUACCCUAAGGCCGAAUCUGUGAUCCAUCGCCUUCAAAAUCCAAGAAAAAUGGCAUGUCAAAAAAAUCGUUCAAAAUCGGUGGUGGUACACAUUUGGAAUAUUUCAAAAACUGCCCCGGAAAUUUUCUGAUCGAAUCAGUGUAUAAUCGACUUUGUGAUCUAUAAACAUCAUAAUUGAAGGAAAAUGGCAUUUUGAAAAAAUCGCCGAAAAAUUAUGAAAAUGCCCUCCGGAAAAAUUCGACCAAAUUUUCGCCCAAAUCGGUCAUUGCUCGACUUCAUCGUUGGUGGAGAGUACCAUAAGGCCGAAUCUGUGAUCCAUCGCCUUCAAAAUCCAAGAAAAAUUACAUUUCCAA